GUGAUCUUUGCCAGCCCAGCCCCUGCCAAUUCUCAUUAGCAUCCAUUGCCUGUCCCGGAUCUCACGGUUUUCUAGGAUCUGCCUCUGGGCACCUGUUGUCUCUGUAGAUCAUGUGUGCUGAACUGGCUUGGAGAAUUUGAAAUCCACGAUAAGUUUCCUGAUCAGCAGGGCGAUAGGCAAUAUUAGAAGUUACUUGCUGAGAGUGCUGGCCCCCAGCAGCUGGAUUGAAGGUAGAAGAAAUGAAUUCUGCAGAUACACUUGAUGAUGAAGAUACUUUUAAAAUAUUGGUUGCAACAGACAUUCAUCUUGGAUUUAUGGAAAAAGAUGCUGUCCGAGGAAAUGAUACAUUUGUAACAUUGGAUGAAAUUUUGAGACUUGCCCAGGAAAAUGAAGUGGAUUUUAUUUUGUUAGGUGGUGAUCUUUUUCAUGAAAACAAACCAUCGAGAAAAACAUUACAUACUUGUCUGGAAUUAUUAAGAAAAUACUGUAUGGGUGAUCGUCCAGUACAAUUUGAAAUUCUUAGUGAUCAGUCAGUCAACUUUGGUUUUAGUAAGUUUCCAUGGGUGAACUACCAAGAUGGCAAUCUCAACAUUUCUAUUCCAGUUUUUAGUGUUCAUGGCAAUCAUGAUGAUCCCACAGGGGCAGAUGCGCUCUGUGCAUUGGAUAUUUUGAGUUGUGCAGGAUUGGUGAAUCACUUUGGACGUUCAAUGUCUGUAGAAAAGAUAGACAUUAGUCCUAUUUUGCUUCGAAAAGGCAACACAAAAAUUGCUCUCUAUGGAUUAGGAUCUAUUCCAGAUGAAAGGUUGUAUCGAAUGUUUGUCAAUAAACAAGUAACAAUGUUGAGACCAAGGGAAGAAGAGAAUAGUUGGUUUAAUUUGUUUGUGAUUCAUCAAAACAGAAGUAAACACGGAGCCUCGAACUACAUUCCAGAACAGUUUUUGGAUGACUUCAUUGAUCUUGUUAUUUGGGGUCAUGAACAUGAGUGUAAAAUAGCACCAACCAAAAACGAGCAGCAGCUCUUCUAUGUUUCACAGCCUGGAAGUUCAGUGGUUACUUCUCUUUCCCCAGGAGAGGCUAUAAAAAAACAUGUUGGCUUACUGCGCGUUAAGGGGAGAAAGAUGAAUAUGCAAAAAAUUCCUCUAAGGACAGUACGACAGUUUUUCAUAGAGGAUAUUGUACUUGCUGAUCAUCCAAAUAUUUUUAAUCCAAAUAGUCUUAAAGUAACCCAAGCAAUACAAAAUUUUUGUUUGGAGAAGGUUGAAGAAAUGCUUGAAAAUGCUGAAAGAGAACGUCUGGGAAAUCCCCGGCAGCCAGAAAAACCUCUCAUUAGAUUAAGAGUUGACUAUACAGGAGGAUUUGAACCUUUUAGUGUUCUCCGCUUCAGCCAGAAGUUUGUGGAUCGGAUAGCUAACCCAAAAGAUGUUAUUCAUUUUUUCAGACAGAGAGAGCAAAAGGAAAAAACAGGAGAAGAGAUCAACUUUGGGGAGUUAAUCACAAAACCUCCUUCAGAAGGACCUACUAUAAGGGUAGAAGAUCUUGUGAAACAGUAUUUUCAGACUGCAGAGAAAAAACUGCAACUUUCCCUUCUAACAGAGCGGGGGAUGGGUGAAGCAGUACAAGAGUUUGUGGACAAAGAAGAGAAGGAUGCCAUAGAGGAACUGGUAAAAUACCAGUUGGAAAAAACACAGAGAUUUCUUAAAGAACGUCACAUUGAUGCAGCAGAAGAUAAAAUUGAUGAAGAGGUACGUCAUUUCAGAGAGAGAAGAAAAAAGAAUACUACUGAGGAGGAAGAAGAGGUUCGAGAGGCAAUGAACAGGGCCAGAGCCCACAGAGCCCAGUCAGAAGAUUUAUCUUCAGAAUUUAGUGUCGAUGACCUUGCAAGCAUAGAUAUGGCAGAACAAAUGGCCAAUGAUUCAGAUGAAAGCAUUUCAGCAACAUCCAAUAAAGGAAGAGGCCGAGGGAGAGGUCGAAGAGGUGGAAGAGGACAGAAUUCAGCAGCAAGAGGGGGUGCUCGCAGAGGAAGAGGAAGCACUCAGGAGACAUCUGUUCGAAGCCGGGGUUCUAAAGCCUUUUCAUCUUCACCAACAAAAAACAUGUCUAUCAUUGAUGCCUUUAAAUCUGCACGACAACAACCUACCCGUAGUGCCACCAGUAAGAAUUAUUCAGAGGUUAUCGAAGAUGAUGAUUCUGACAUGGAAGAUGACUUUUUUCCCACUACUUCCAAAGUAGAUAAAAAGUUCUCAAGCAUUUCAUCUAGCAGACAAAGUUCCCAGAGCCAGAUAGCUAAAGGAGUUGAAUUUGAAUCAGAUGAGGAUGAUGAUGAUCCCUUUAUGAACAUGAAUGCAUCAAGAAGAAAUAGAAGAUAAUUUCUGUUAGCUUUUUGAAUUUAAUGACACGUUGAAAUGCACAGGAUUCAUGAAACAGUCAGAAAACACUGCAGAGAUUUACAGUUGAAUAUAUUUCUUAAGAACAACUUGUUUUGUUAAAUACUUUCUUUUAAAAUUGCCUGUGCUUCAGUUGGCAGCAAUGGAAUAUCUUGAAGUAAAAGGAUGAUUAUUAAUUAAAGAGACUAGGCUGUAAGAGUCUACAUUUUUGAGUGCUUCCUGAUUAUGGUUCAAAGAUUUUAAUUUAUCAGACUUUGCAAACCUUUCCUUGCAGCUCCAGUAUAGUUAACAGCAUUGUUCUUUAAUGUUGUUAUCAGGAUUUUACCACUCUCUGGGAAUGCAGUAACUCAUAAAAUAUAUGACAACAUUACCAUAUAUAUGUAUAUGGAUUGAUGUGUUUGAGAAUAGCCUUACUUCUUGGAAUGUUGAUUGAGAGAAGGAAGAAUAAAAAUAUCUAUCAAUCAGCAUUGCUUUUCUGUGAAGCAAUAAAAAAAAUAUGUUACAACCACCAGAUGUAACUAUAGUCUGGGGAAACUAGUUUAUAAGAUUUGUUUUCAUAAUCCACUUUAAAUUAGUUUAUCAGUAUCUUGCUAGUAAAAUCAAAUAGGCCAACAAACAAUAAAAACCAGAGUCCAGGUUCCAGCUCUUUUUUGGAUUGUCUUUAUUUUCUUUUUUGUUGUUGUUACACUCUGUCACCACUUAGUGUUAAUUAAUGUUUUUCACAUAAUUUCAGUUCAAUUCAACCAACAUUUAUUUAGCAUCUACUUUGCACAGCACUGUAUAAGCUGCUAGAACACAAACAAUUUUGUUUUGUUUUGUUUUUUUCGUGAGGCAAUUGGGGUUAAGUGACUUGCCCAGGGUCACACAGCUAGUAAGUGUCAAGGGUCUGAGGUUGGAUUUGAACUCAGGUCCUCCUGAAUCCAGGGCCGGUGCUUUAACCACUGCGCCAUCUAGCUGCCCCGAACACAAACAAUUUUAACAGUCUCUUCCUUCAUGAAAUUUACAUGUGGGGCGGGUGCCACAAGUAACACUUAAAAGAUCAAUGGUUCCAUCAGAAUAGGUACCUCUUUAUUUGUUUUUGUUCUUGUUUUAUUUUUGGUGAGGCAAUUGGAGUUAAGUGACUUGCCUAGGGUCACACAGCUAGUAAGUGUUAAGUGUCUGAGGCCAGAUUUGAACUCAGGUCCUCCUGACUCCAGGACCGGUGCUCUAUCCACUGUGCCACCUAGCUGCCCCGUACCUCUUUACUUUAAUGCAAAUUGUCAUCCCUCCAAACCUCAGCCAAUGGCCUUAAUAAGUAGCUGUGAUCAGUAUUCAUCACUUGGUCCCCAGACAUCUGGUGAUGAACCUCUCUGAUAUACAGUCAAUAACUAGACUCAUAAUUGAAGCCUUUUCAGCUUGCUAGAAGCUUUCAGAGUUUGUGCUCCAUUGAUAGAACAUGACAUUACUUCCACAAUAUAAUGGAAUAGGACUUUAGUGGAAACCACAUAACUAUGAUGCAAAAUAAUAUGUAUGUCCAUCAUAGAGAUGCAAACUUAGUGAAGAUGGAGAGAGGAAAGAUGAAAGAUUAAAUCUAAAUGCUGACACUAGAAUAUGCAACAAACUUAUUUUGUCACAAUUAUGCAGGGAAUUUGAUAUCUGCUUCAGUAGGAAAAAAUCUUAAAAAUACCGACUGAGUAUUAAUAAUUAUUUACAUUUUCCCCUAUCCUAAUUUCUAAUACUUUCUUUUUUUGAUGUAUCAUGCAUUUGCUGUAUAUUUCUAGGAGAAAAAGAUUAAAAAUUUUUAAGAAAAUAAAAAAUGUACAGGUCAAAAUAUUCUGUUUGUCAGACAAUUACAGUUCAG
This is a messenger RNA of Dromiciops gliroides (monito del monte), 4224 nucleotides long. It is a transcript of the gene MRE11, whose product is annotated as MRE11 homolog, double strand break repair nuclease. NCBI's taxonomy places the organism in Eukaryota, Metazoa, Chordata, Mammalia, Microbiotheria, Microbiotheriidae. The record is from RefSeq and is a predicted model, not a curated record. Bases 240 to 2366 code for a protein of 708 amino acids. Gene Ontology annotation, molecular function: DNA endonuclease activity; manganese ion binding; 3'-5'-DNA exonuclease activity. Gene Ontology annotation, biological process: mitotic intra-S DNA damage checkpoint signaling; mitotic G2 DNA damage checkpoint signaling; telomere maintenance. The transcript is spliced from 20 exons. Gene Ontology annotation, cellular component: nucleus; Mre11 complex.